Lemur catta (Ring-tailed lemur) is the source of this 1275-nucleotide messenger RNA. It is a transcript of the gene BST1, whose product is annotated as bone marrow stromal cell antigen 1. Gene Ontology annotation, cellular component: plasma membrane. The coding region runs from base 17 to 991 and encodes 324 amino acids. The transcript has 9 exons. The record is from RefSeq and is a predicted model, not a curated record. Gene Ontology annotation, molecular function: NAD+ nucleosidase activity; phosphorus-oxygen lyase activity. Gene Ontology annotation, biological process: positive regulation of B cell proliferation. NCBI's taxonomy places the organism in Eukaryota, Metazoa, Chordata, Mammalia, Primates, Lemuridae.
GAACCAAAGUCUCCGGAUGGCUGUCCAGGAGUGCGCGCCAUCGUGGCUGCAGCUGCUCCGGCGGCUCCUGCUGCUCCUGCUGCUGCUGCUGCCGCUGCCGGCGGCGGGCGUGGGGGGCGCUGGGGGCGCGCGGUGGAGCGGGGAGGGCACCAGCCUGCACCUGCAGAGCAUCUUCCUGGGCCGCUGCGCCGAGUACAGCACGCUGCUGAACCCCGAGCUGCGGGACAAGAACUGCACAGCCAUCUGGGAAGCCUUUAAAGUGGUGCUGGACAAAGAUCCCUGUUCUGUGCUUCCCUCGGACUAUGACCUUUUUAUUAACCUCUCCAGGCAUUCUAUUCCCAGAGACAAGUCCCUUUUCUGGGAAAAUAACCACCUCCUUGUUACUAGCUAUGCUGAAAACACCCGUCGCUUGAUGCCCGUGUGCGAUAUUCUAUAUGGCAGGGUUGGAGAUUUCUUGAGCUGGUGUCGACAGAAAAAUGCCUCCGGACUCGAUUACCAAUCCUGCCCUACAUCAGAAGAUUGUGAAAACAACGCUGUGGACUCCUUUUGGAAAAGGACAUCCAUGCAGUAUGCAACAGAGAGUUCUGGGGUGAUCCAUGUCAUGCUGAAUGGUUCAGAGCCAAAAGGAGCCUAUCCCGUCAAAGGGUUUUUUGCAGAUUUUGAAAUUCCAUACUUUCAGAAGGAUAAAAUCACACGAAUUGAGAUCUGGGUUAUGCAUGAAAUCGGGGGACCCAAUGUGGAAUCCUGUGGCGAAGGCACUGUGAAAAUCCUGGAAGCCAGGCUGAAGGAAAUGGGGUUCGAGUACAGCUGUGUUAAUGAUUACCUACCAGUGAAACUGUUACAGUGUGUGGAUCACAGCACUCAUCCUGAUUGUGCCUUAAAUUCGGCAGCGGUGUCUACUCAAAGAGAAGCCCCAUUCUAUUAUGCAAAACAAAGUGCCAGCCAUAUCAUUCCCCUCUUACUGGCUCUGGCUUCCGCAACUCAGAUGUAACCAGAAACUCAGCUGUGCUGAUCUAACCAGCCUCCUGCCCUGCAGCCUGCCCCUGCCCAGUUGUCAUUUCUGUUCUGUGUAUACCAAGUAAUUCCAUUGUCCAAAGAACGUUUCUUUCUGUGAAAACAGUGUUCUGAAAUGGUAUUUCAGAAACAAGAAAUUAUUCCUAUUUAGCAGGUUAAAACUUCUGCAUUAGAAUUAAAGAAGUUGGCUGAGCAUGGUGGCUCACGUCUGUAAGCCUAGCAGUUUGGGAGGCUGAGGCAGGAGGAUUGCUUGAGCCCAGG